CAUGUUCUGGGUGUGGACAUCAGAAGUUGUUCCCUGUCCCCUUUCCCUGGCCGUGGGAGAGGGAUGGCUGCGUCCAGCCAGGGCCCUGACCUGAGGGCUUGUUAUCCAGGUUCCUGAGGAAAGAUAGUCAUGCCUGAGGAACUUCAUGAAGUGGCGGGGCAGACACUCUCCAUGCAAUGGCAGUACCCUCCUGAGGGAGGGCCCUAUGAGAGAACUUGGUGUCAGCAGACAUCUCCAAAUGGUACCAGAUUAGUCCUCAGCUCCAAGCCCUGGACAGCAGCUCAGCACUCUUGACACAUGAUCUGGGUCAUGCUGGAUGCUGGCUUCUUCAUCAUCACCAUGAUUCAGCUGAAGGAAGAGGACUUGGGGCCCUAAUGGUGUGGAAACUACAACUCUUCCAGGAACUUGGUCACUAUUCUCAGAAACAUCAGCCUGGUGGUGUCUCCAGAUGAGCUCCUUUCUUGAGGAAAUGCCUGCUUCCCUCCAAGGAGGAAAUGUCACUCACCCCCUUCAUGUGCCUCCAUCACCCCAGAUCCCACCAGGUCUUCUGCUUUGAUCCAA
Ceratotherium simum simum (southern white rhinoceros) is the source of this 561-nucleotide messenger RNA. RefSeq names its product triggering receptor expressed on myeloid cells like 4 (gene TREML4). The record is from RefSeq and is a predicted model, not a curated record. Gene Ontology annotation, cellular component: cell surface. Gene Ontology annotation, molecular function: signaling receptor activity. Lineage: Eukaryota; Metazoa; Chordata; Mammalia; Perissodactyla; Rhinocerotidae. Gene Ontology annotation, biological process: positive regulation of toll-like receptor 7 signaling pathway.